Plasmodium vinckei vinckei is the source of this 1653-nucleotide messenger RNA. RefSeq names its product transcription factor with AP2 domain(s), putative. The record is from RefSeq and is a predicted model, not a curated record. Gene Ontology annotation, biological process: regulation of DNA-templated transcription. Gene Ontology annotation, molecular function: DNA-binding transcription factor activity. The transcript is spliced from 2 exons. Bases 1 to 1653 code for a protein of 550 amino acids. NCBI's taxonomy places the organism in Eukaryota, Apicomplexa, Aconoidasida, Haemosporida, Plasmodiidae.
AUGAUGAUUAAUUACGUCAAUCCACAAAGUACCAAUCAGGCUCAAGAAGCUAGCGAAGCACCUAAACCAGGACAAAACGCCAUUGAAGAAAAAACACAAGAAACAAAUGAUAAUGAUAGCUAUGAUUAUACAGAUGAUAAUGGUAAAAAUAAAGGAGUAUGGUAUAAUGCAAGAACAAAAUGUUGGUUAGCAUGUGUAAAGGGAAGUGGAAGACAUCUUCGUGUAUUUUCAGUAAAAAAACAUGGAUAUAAAAAAGCAAAACGAUUAGCAGUUGAAUGUAAAAAUGCAACCUUUUACAAUUAUAAUAAUAACAACUCUAUAUCCAAUGAAACUAAAAAUGAUAAUCAAGGCAACAGUUUUAAUAGCAGUAACAGUAAUGAAGAAAAUAAUAAUAAAAGCGAAGAUGCUAAUAAUAUGAGAGAACAUACAGAAAACUAUAAAAUGUCUAAUAAUGUAAAAUUUACAAAUAAUAAUUAUAAUAAUAUGAAUGAAUAUAUAAAUACAAAAGAAUUGAAGUAUCCAAAAAAUAAAAAAAUGAAUAACGGAGAUAUAUAUACACAUAUACCAUAUGAUGAUAAUACAAACUAUUCGAAAAAUAAUAUACUAAUGGAAAAUGAUAGUUUAGAUAUCAAUAAUGGUAUGUCAAAUAAAAAACGAAGAUAUAAUACUAGACGGGGCAAUUAUAAAUAUGCAAAUGGUGUCGAGAAAAAUCAAGAAAAUGGUAAUGCUGAUAUUUAUGGAAAUGCUAACAAUACUAAUGCAAAUAUAAAAUAUGUUAAAAAUAUAAAUAGCCCUAACAAUGAAGAAAAUGAAGAAUAUAAUAAUUUAUACUCAAUUUUAAAAGGUGAUGGAAUAGCUAUUAAUAAUAUGGAUAAUAAAUUAUAUGGAGAUGGAUUAAAUAAUUGUCAAAUGGAAAAUUCAAAAAAAAAUAAUAAAAUAAAAGAUAAAAUAAGUUGCUUAGUAAAAGCUAGCAAAUCCAAUUUUAAUUCUAUAACAGGCGAUCGAAAUAAUCGAAAUCUUUCAUCCAAUUAUAAUAAUAUUAACAAUAUAAAUAUUAUGAAUGGCAAUAAAAAUUUUAAUUAUCCUGCUAAUAGUACACACAAUAAACACAAUAAUAUUCAAAGGAAUUAUAACAACAAUAUAGAUAACCAUGUGUGUAAUACAAAUAUUAUAAGUAAUAAUAAUUGUUUAAUUACUGAUAAAGAUUUUCAAAUUGAUUCACCAGAGCAAACAAAUGAAGAAAUGGUUUUUAUAAAAAAUAGUAAUUAUGAUUAUAAUGAAAAUGUACGAAAAAAAAAUAAAUAUAAUAAUGAAUGUGAAGGAACAUUUAUUUUUUCUCAUGAAUAUUACUCAGAUUAUGGAAAUAAAAAUAACGAAGAUGGCAAAACAAAUUUUAUAGAUUUAACUAGAGAAGCCUUAGCAUUAAUAUUAAAAGAUUUAAAAAAAAAUGUUAUUCCUAAAAUUCCUGUAGGUAUUGAAAAAAGAGAAAGAUAUUCAAAUUCUUUACGAUUAUGUUUAAAAAGUGCUAAAUUGACAAAACAUAUUAAUGAAUUAGAACCAUAUCUUGAAUUAUUUAGUGAAUGCAUUAAAAAUAACAAAUUACCAAGUCAUAUGAAUUUGAAUGCUCAGUUAUUUUAUUUAGACAAGUUAUAA